Molecule: messenger RNA, 743 nt
Organism: Austrofundulus limnaeus
Lineage: Eukaryota; Metazoa; Chordata; Actinopteri; Cyprinodontiformes; Rivulidae
Source: RefSeq, a predicted model, not a curated record
AUUGGAAAUAUGUAUGAAGCAGCAAGACUGUCAAUGUUACGCUUCUACAUUGCAACAAAGUCCAAAGAUCCAGGACAAGAUGACAGUGACACAUCAGAAGUUGUAUUUGUCUUGGAAAGCAGUACCAGUGAAAUUAAUCCGUUGCAGGUGGUAGAAGUCAGGAGUAAUUCUGUAGAAGUCCAACAUAGUGCAGAACUUUUUGAUGACUCAGAAAUUACUUUUGGUCCCAUACUUGAUGCCGAGGAAGACACAGAAGACACAUUAAUCUAUGAGGGGUUUCUUGUACCUCUCAGUCCAGCAAAUCCAGAGGAUGUGAUAACAAUCACUGUACGCCAUACAGACACUUUACAUGACCUUAUUAGUGCUUUCUCUGAUGAAGAGAUAAUGAGAAAAACACUGAAAGUUAAGCGCAUACUUCCAGACAACACAGAAGAAGCAGGCGCUGGCUCAGGAAUACUGAGAGAUGUACUCACUUGCUUCUGGAAUGAAUUCUAUGAGCGAUGCACCCUUGGUACAACAGUGAAAGUGCCAUUCAUCCGUCAUGACUUUCCUGCUGAGAAAUGGAAGGCAGUUGGACGAAUACUUUUGAAAGGUUACCAAGACUGUCAGUACUUUCCAAAUAAAAUUGCAAUCCCUUUUUAUGAACAAGUGCUUUUCAAUAAUGUUUACAGUGAUCUUAAAGCACAUUUUCUACAGUUUGUCAGCAGCCAAGAAUGUGAAGUUUUGAGGGAGGCAGUUAGUAA